Messenger RNA from Rhagoletis zephyria (snowberry fruit fly), 1299 nucleotides. RefSeq lists its product as uncharacterized. The record is from RefSeq and is a predicted model, not a curated record. Lineage: Eukaryota; Metazoa; Arthropoda; Insecta; Diptera; Tephritidae.
UGACUGUCAAACUUAUGAUAAACAACGCGUAGUCAAGCUUUCACGAAAGACUUCGUUGCAAGCUUUUCUUGUGUUUACAGUUUUUAUCAGCGAUUCAGGCUUGCCAACCUCUCCCAACAACUGCGCAGAACUGCAUUCACACUCCCACAUACAUGCAUACGUACAUAUUCAAAUAAAUGUUCUGUUCACUUGCUUGCGGAAAAUUGAAGAUAAUUGAAAACAGUUAGAAAAGCACGCGCAACGAUUUCAGUACUUUUUGUUUUUCCGGGAAAAUUUUACUGUUACUGCGGCAGCACGCACCGUUAGUGGCUCUGCUGUAAUCUGAGCAAAUUAACAGCGUUAACAAACGUGGUAUACACACACGUAGCUAGUAAGGAGCUGGUGGAGCGUCGCCAUAAUAAAUAUUAUUUAAUACACACACAAACACAAGCACCCACACGCUGAUUGUGAUUGUGUUAUGAGCACAGUGAAAAUUGACACAUGUACCUACUUAUUUGUGUGUGAAAAAAGCUAAAAAAAAUGUUAAAAUAACUUAAGAUUAAAUCAUUGACAAAUAAUAGAAUGCGGUGAGAAUUAUGCGCGAUUUCUGUUUUUUCAAUAAAAUAAGUUUUAAGUAAAUUCAAUAAGAGAAGAAAAGUGCGAAGAGGAAUUCACUACAUACAUAUGUAUGUACAUACAUACAUAAUAGCAAUUGUAAAUACAUACACAAAGCAAAACGAAAAAAAGUAUAUUUCAAGCGGAAUUUCCAUUUUGCAAUUUUUACGGAAGUCUCUUACAAAUCAGCAGAGAAUAUUUUUCAUAAUUUGAAUAAAAAGGUUAAAAAAUAUACAAAAAUAGCAUUGCAAAUUAAAAUUCUCAUCAACUGCACCCGCAAGCAAAGUUAUACAUAGACACAACCAGAGAAUGGAUGUCUUAACUCAAAUUCUAAAUAUGAAUGCUGGCGGGGCGUAUGGUGGUGGCAAGGCGGGUGGCGCCUUUGAUCCACUCACAUUCGCCAUGAAGCCUCAAGUGGUGAUACGUGCCCUCUGUUGGGUAUUAGAAAUUAUCUUCAUGAAUUUGAAAGUCUUAACACCACCAAAUCGAAGCAAAAGAAAAAAAAAGAAAAUUAUAACAAAAUCACAAUUUAAAUCAAUACAAUUUUUAAUAAGCAACUUUGUACCUCUCCGCUUUCAAAUCAACGCCUGCCUUUUUGUUACUGGCCAGCUGAGCUUACUUACUUCUUCGUCCAUUCGCCCACACAAGGACAUGUGAGGCUCUUCAAUUUAUAACGUUUGCCGUAAUGAUUAGUUGGUGCCAUGC